Molecule: messenger RNA, 7837 nt
Organism: Perognathus longimembris pacificus (Pacific pocket mouse)
Lineage: Eukaryota; Metazoa; Chordata; Mammalia; Rodentia; Heteromyidae
Gene: Nedd4l
Product: NEDD4 like E3 ubiquitin protein ligase
Exons: 31
Coding region: 336-3263 (975 amino acids)
Biological process (GO): regulation of dendrite morphogenesis; ubiquitin-dependent protein catabolic process
Molecular function (GO): sodium channel inhibitor activity; protein binding; ubiquitin protein ligase activity
Source: RefSeq, a predicted model, not a curated record
GGAGGAAGGCGAGGAGUGCGGGGAGGGGGAAGCCCGGCGGGUUCCGCGCCGCCGCCGCCGCCGCCGCCGCCGCGCGCUGGGAGAGGCGCCGGGACUGUCGCCGCCGCUCGGCGCGCUCUCCGGAGCCUGCAGCCCGCACGUCCCGCAGCCUUCCGGGAGGAGGCGCGCGCCCGGCCGCCCUCACCUGCCGGCCCCGGCCGCCCUCCCCUGCGGGGCUGCGCGCGAGGCCGGGUGCGGGACCGGCCCGGCCGCGGAGCAGAGCGGAGACCAGCGACCCCGCGGCCGCAGCCCAGCCACCCCGGAGCGCCUCGGGUCCCGCGCCGGGCGCCGGCUCCAUGGCGACCGGACUCGGGGAGCCGGUCUACGGACUUUCGGAAGAGGAGGGAGAAUCCCGCAUCCUGAGAGUCAAAGUUGUUUCUGGAAUUGAUCUUGCUAAGAAGGACAUCUUCGGAGCCAGUGACCCGUAUGUGAAGCUUUCAUUGUAUGUGGCGGAUGAAAACAGAGAACUUGCUUUGAUUCAGACAAAAACAAUUAAAAAGACGCUGAACCCGAAGUGGAAUGAAGAAUUUUAUUUUAGAGUAAACCCAUCUAAUCACAGGCUCCUGUUUGAAGUAUUUGAUGAGAACAGAUUGACACGAGACGACUUCCUGGGCCAAGUGGACGUGCCUCUCAAUCACCUUCCGACAGAAGACCCCACCAUGGAGCGACCCUAUACCUUUAAGGACUUUCUCCUCCGACCUAGAAGUCAUAAAUCUCGCGUGAAGGGAUUUCUGCGGUUGAAAAUGGCCUACAUGCCGAAAAACGGAGGUCAAGAUGAGGAAAGCAGCGAGCAGAGGGAUGACAUGGAGCACGGGUGGGAAGUGGUGGACUCGAGUGACUCAGCUUCUCAGCACCAGGAAGAGCUUCCUCCUCCUCCUCUGCCCCCAGGAUGGGAAGAGAAAGUGGACAAUUUAGGCCGCACCUACUAUGUCAACCACAACAACCGGACCACACAGUGGCACCGGCCCAGCUUGCUGGAUGUGUCCUCUGAGUCAGACAACAACAUCCGACAGAUCAACCAGGAGGCCGCGCACCGGCGCUUCCGCUCACGCAGACACAUCAGUGAGGACCUAGAACCCGAGGCCUCGGAAGGUGGAGAGGGCCCUGAGCCUUGGGAGACCAUUUCGGAGGAAGUAAACAUGGCAGGGGACUCCCUCAGCCUGGCGCUGCCCCCGCCUCCAGCCUCCCCCGUGUCUCGGACCAGCCCUCAGGAGCUGUCGGAGGAGUUGAGCAGAAGGCUUCAGAUCACCCCGGACUCCAAUGGAGAGCAGUUCAGUUCUCUGAUUCAGAGGGAACCUUCCUCAAGACUCCGGUCCUGUAGUGUCACCGAUGCGGUCGCAGAGCAGGCCCACCUACCACCGCCCAGUACCCCAACUAGGAGAGCGCGUUCAUCCACUGUCACGGGUGGUGAGGAAUCAACGCCAUCAGUGGCCUAUGUACAUACCACGCCGGGCCUACCUUCAGGCUGGGAAGAAAGAAAAGAUGCUAAGGGACGCACAUACUAUGUCAAUCAUAACAAUCGAACCACAACUUGGACUCGACCAAUCAUGCAGCUUGCAGAAGAUGGUGCCUCCGGAUCAACCACAAACAGUAGCAACCACCUAAUCGAGCCUCAGAUCCGCCGGCCUCGUAGUCUCAGUUCGCCAACAGUAACCUUAUCUGCCCCACUGGAGGGUGCCAAGGACUCACCCAUACGUCGGGCUGUGAAAGAUACCCUUUCCAAUCCACAGUCCCCUCAGCCAUCACCUUACAACUCCCCCAAACCACAACACAAAGUCACACAGAGCUUCCUGCCACCCGGCUGGGAAAUGAGGAUAGCUCCAAAUGGCCGGCCCUUCUUCAUUGACCAUAACACAAAGACUACGACCUGGGAAGAUCCACGCCUGAAAUUUCCAGUACAUAUGCGGUCAAAAGCAUCUUUAAACCCCAAUGACCUUGGCCCCCUUCCUCCUGGUUGGGAAGAACGAAUUCACUUGGAUGGCCGGACAUUCUACAUUGAUCAUAAUAGCAAAAUUACUCAAUGGGAAGAUCCAAGACUGCAGAAUCCAGCCAUCACUGGCCCGGCUGUUCCUUAUUCCAGAGAAUUUAAGCAGAAAUAUGACUACUUUAGGAAGAAAUUAAAGAAACCCGCGGAUAUUCCAAAUAGAUUUGAAAUGAAACUUCACCGAAAUAACAUAUUCGAAGAGUCUUAUCGGAGAAUCAUGUCUGUGAAAAGACCAGAUGUCCUAAAAGCUAGACUGUGGAUUGAAUUUGAGUCGGAGAAAGGUCUGGACUAUGGGGGCGUGGCCAGAGAAUGGUUUUUCUUAUUGUCCAAAGAGAUGUUCAACCCCUACUAUGGUCUCUUCGAGUAUUCUGCAACGGACAACUAUACACUUCAGAUCAAUCCCAAUUCAGGCCUCUGUAAUGAAGAUCAUUUGUCCUAUUUCACUUUUAUUGGAAGAGUUGCGGGUCUGGCGGUAUUUCAUGGGAAACUCUUAGAUGGUUUCUUCAUUCGACCGUUUUACAAGAUGAUGCUGGGAAAGCAGAUAACUCUGAAUGACAUGGAGUCUGUGGACAGUGAAUACUACAACUCUUUGAAGUGGAUCUUAGAAAACGAUCCUACUGAACUUGACCUCAUGUUCUGCAUAGAUGAAGAGAACUUCGGGCAGACAUAUCAAGUGGAUCUGAAGCCCAAUGGGUCAGAAAUAAUGGUAACAAAUGAAAACAAAAGGGAAUAUAUUGACCUCGUCAUCCAGUGGAGAUUUGUGAACCGGGUCCAGAAGCAGAUGAAUGCCUUCCUGGAGGGAUUCACAGAACUGCUUCCUAUCGACUUGAUUAAAAUUUUUGAUGAAAAUGAGCUGGAGUUGCUGAUGUGCGGCCUCGGAGAUGUGGACGUGAACGACUGGAGACAGCAUUCUAUCUACAAGAACGGCUACUGCCCGAAUCACCCUGUGAUCCAGUGGUUCUGGAAGGCUGUGCUGCUGAUGGACGCUGAGAAGCGGAUUCGGCUGCUGCAGUUCGUCACUGGGACCUCCCGGGUCCCCAUGAAUGGAUUUGCCGAACUUUAUGGUUCCAAUGGUCCUCAGCUGUUUACAAUAGAGCAAUGGGGCAGUCCUGAAAAACUGCCCAGAGCUCACACAUGCUUUAAUCGCCUUGACUUACCUCCAUACGAAACCUUCGAAGAUUUACGUGAGAAACUUCUCAUGGCCGUGGAAAAUGCUCAAGGAUUUGAAGGGGUGGAUUAAGGCCUCCUGCCUCCGGGGGGCGCCGUCCAACCCAGCAAGUUCCGCAUGCACUUUUGCAUUUGUCUAACAGACUUUUGCAGGGCGGGUGGCCACGGAGGGCAGCCGCACCGCCAGGCUCCUCCAGGCCACGCCCAAGUUCCGCCUCGGGAACCCAGACCUGGCUCCAGUUCCCGCCUCUUCCUUCCACCACCGAUUCUCAACUGGUUGACCUGUACACUAAUUACAUUUCAGGAGGACGUGAUCUAUUUAUGUUGUGCCUCUGCAGGCAAGCCCUUAAUAAAUAUUUUGCAUACUUUCUAAUGACAAUGAAUGGAAUUAAUCACUCUACAGGUAUAGUCUUUCAGCUCAUGUUUACUUUUUGAAACUGAUUUAGACCAAUUCUCCGAUUUUAUUUCAUUACAAUUAAAGAUGCCUCAUGUACUUGGAAAAGUGACCCUAUUUGUUUUUGUAUUUGGAUUUCAUAUCAGGCUUUCAAUGUCAGUGACAUUUUUUAAAGUACUUUGAGAGGAAAAAAAAGUACUUUGACAGGCUAAUGUUUGUCCCUUCUAAAGACAAGUACUUUGAAUUUCAAAUAUAACAUUAAGUGUAAUGAUGAUUUCUUUUUCCAUAGUCACAAUGAAAAUAAACUGGGUAUUGCCUUUUUUUUUUUGUAUAAAUUUAGGUAAUAGCUGACAGGCUGAGAGAAUUGUAACCUAGCAGAAUGUAUUUAUUUGUGUCAGUUCGGAAGGAAUCACACCACCAUUCCUUAGCAGCAAUGGUGUGCGCUAGCACAUACUUGAGACAGGGUUGGAGAAAGUUCCUUAGCCCUUCCUGUUGCUGUACAGCCAUCUUUUUCCUUCUGUUUUCUUCUUUUCUGUUUGUGGUAGAGGCAUUUUGAAUGAAACCCAGCACGGCUUGGUUCAAAACUGUGGGAGCCAGAUGCAUCCGAUCUCUCAUCUCCUGUGCGUUCCUUCACUACUGUCGCUCAGUAACCCACUCUUGCACUAACAGCAUCCAUUCUGAAGGCACUGGACGUGGUACAUGGAGGUCCUAUCUGGUUCAUGUUGCUCAUCGUAAAUGCUGAAUGUGCGUUCUUCUUUCCCUUGUACCCACCUUUCCAGUGCAAUAUCUUUUCAUUGUGAACUGAGCUGCUGGUGAUGAAAAAACAAAAAAACACCCAGCUGGGAAGCUGAGCCUAAAGAUGCCGUGCCUCCCUUGUUUUGCAAUUUCUACUGGACUCACAAGUAUCUAUUUGCUAUCCACUUAACCGAACUACGUUCUGUAUGACCUGUUGCAUGCUUCAGUGCCGUGUACUGUCUGAGUCGUGUCUAUCGUAAAAGUGACCGAGAAGACACCGCGUGAUCCGCUGUGGUCAAGUUCUUCAGUGAGCAGUGGCUGAAAGUUUAGGGUUGUCUGUACAGAUCAGGGUAUUUCCAUCUGUGAGGUCUCCACUGCAGAGUUGUGUCGUGUUCUGGAACCAGGUGUGAGAUUGGUCACCCUGAGGUCUUAACUGACGCUGUGCUAGACGGGAUCACACCAUUCGGUCAGAAGUUGCCUGUGUGUAUGCAACUCCGGGUGUUACAUGAGGAGCCCUAGAAGGUUGUAGUUAUAAAUAAGUUGUCUGAAGGAAUGCAGGACUCUGAGGUUCUAAAAGAAAGUGGAUUCUGACAGAGCUGAAUAUUGGCUCCUCUGCAGGGUGGUUUUUAAAGAUCUAAUCAUGAUCAGACAACUUAGGUAUUAGUUAUAAAAUAAUAAUAAUAAUGUCACUCACUACUUUUGUCUCUUGGUGGAAUUUCCCCCUGCAGUCGACAAUGGCAAGCAAACGCUAUUCAAGCCACCUCGUUGGUAAGCUUUACAGGUAUCAGUUUCAGAACCAUGCCAACGCCUGAGUUGAAAGCAGUGCGUUUUGUUGGGUUUUGAGAACGAUCGUGUCAUUAAAGAAGGAGAAAAUCAAGAUUCUAGUCUGAGAACUGGGAUUCUUCUCUCAUUUUGUAAGCUCUGUAUUUUUUAAAUCAGACUUUUCACCAGAUGCAAAUUAGGCCACACAUCAGCAACACGAAAAAGGAAAGUGAUCAUCUCAACACCUGAAUCAGAAAGGACCCCUUGAAGGCAGUGGUGAAUGAUACUUCAGAUCAUCUGCCCCUGAAUCGUAUGAUCUGAACAAAAUCUACUGCUAGAUGGGUGGGGGUUCUGGUUCACUAGUGUUCAGCAGGUGAUGAACUUUCACCCUUCACCUGAAAUGCUGUGUGUUUUGUCUCCAAAUCCAGCCCCUACUUUGUGGUCAUCUUGGUGACAUCUCUGCUUGUGGCCAGGCUCAGUUUCUUGUAGCCGGCUGGCUGGAGGGAAGAAGGUAGCGCUGCCCUCCUGCAUGGCCCCCUCCGCACUCUGGUUCUCUUUCUCUUGCCUGUUUGUCCUAGUGCAGUCCCAGUUCUCUGGUUUCCUGAGAAGUAAUGGUCAUGCAGGCCUUUUACCUGUGGUGUGCACACAGGCUGAGCGUCAGCUGCUGGGCACCUCGGGGCUUUCUGUGGCUGCCCACUUCCUGUCCUGCGGGUGACUUGGGAUGUUGCUUCUCUCCUCUCUGCCUCUGCGACAGAGGACGAAUCCAUCCACUUGUCUGUUUGAAUUAUUUGGCUUUAAUGUGCUUUCCUUACCUACCUAGAACAUUUACUUUUACUUUUCUGGAAACAGCAGUCCUUUUAUUUUUUUUUUCUGGUAUCCAGACCUCUAACCACCACAAAAACCAGAUACAUUUAUUAUUUUGUCUCCUGGGCCCUUUGGUAGGUGACAUCAGACAUUCCUUAAAUUCAGAUGGUGAACCAUAUAAAGUGACUUCACAGAUUAUACCUCCCACACGAAGGACCUAGUGGCAUAGUCUGAGAAACAGUGAGCAAAAUACUUGAACCACUCUCAGUAUUUCACGUGUACCUUGCUCUUGCCAGAUCCCAGUUUGCUCUCUGGAAAGCCAAGUCCCCUCUCCAGCAACUUCUAGUUGUGCUCAGAGCUACCAGUUGACCAAUUGGAUCUUGUAUUCUCCUAAUUGUCUUGUAUCUCACCUCUGAAAUUGUAAAAGCUUUGAACAAAGAGAGCCUGGGUUCAUCCACUAGCCAGCUCCUCCCCACUAGGCUGGCCCUCCUCUUGAGGUCCUCUCUGAUCAUCUCUCUCAACACCCCUGAGGAGAUGCUGUCUGGUGUCACUUUCUGCCUGGCCACUAGGGGUGCUGCCGUGUACGGUCACUGCCUACCCCAGCUGCCUCUCAGUCCCCAGAAAAUCACGCACUACCUCUGUCUCAUUCAGGCAUUGGGGUACUUCCUAACUCAUGUCAAAACUGCCAAUCUUAGGACUGAGUUGUGUUUGGGGAGAAAAAAAAAUCUUACAAACUCCACUUUGUACUUUAGCUUUUAAAACUGGGGAGAAAAUGUGAUAUACUUUGGACCACUUUUUUAAUUUAUAUAAGCCUUAAUGAACAGUGUAUAUAUUACACUUGUAUAUGGACACUCUACUCCAGAGUGGUUUUGGUAUGUUGGAGAAAAUGCUGUAGCAUUAGGACAUGAGCCUGUGUACUGUUUCGUAGAAAAGGCAUAGUUUUCUGUUGGUGUGAUAUUUUCCAAGAAAACACCACAUUCAGUGUCUCUCCUUUGUUUAAAAGCUGUUACACUCAAAGCAGUGCAUGUGUAAAGUGCAUGUCCCUUUGUUGGUUGGUUUUGUUUGUAGGGAAUAACGUAGGAACCUCAGGACAUCACUCUGGGUGCCUGACCUCUCGUGUACUGCAUUCUUGACCUUCUGUCUCUGCAUCAAAGCCCUUUCUUGUGACCAUAACCUAUGUCAACAAAUCUCUGUGUUCCUGUGUAAGUUCUUCUGCCCCUCGUAUUGACUAAUUUUGCCUAAAUCAUCCACGGUUCCCUUCAUGUUAAUUCUGGGUGACUCUGUUCUUCCUUUACGACUCUGUAUGAAACAUGAAUACAUAGAUACAUAUGUAUGCUGUCCAAAUAUACAUGUAUAUAUUUGUAUAGCAUUUUUACACCCUUAUGGGCAAUCUGGAUUCAAAAGGGAGUGAGAAGGUAAUUCCUUCUGCAGUUUUUUCCCAAGCUGUGUCCUUAAAUAUUCUGCCUCUCAGAGCCUGGGAGAAUCCUAAGAAGAAGAUGUUAAUUUGCUGUGUUUUCUUAAUUAAUGGUCUGUUAUCAAAUGAAACAUGGGGGGAAAAGUGACUUUUGAAGUGAAAAAAAAUUUCAAGCAUUCCAAAUGAAUUCUCAGUGUUUGGUAACUUUCUACUCUAAACUCUAAAGGAAGCCAAGUACUAUUUCAUACAAUGGUCAAAACCAAACUACCUUCAAGGUGGUGGUGUUGUUUUUAAAAAAAAAUAUGAAUACUGCUCAUUUUCACAAUCCAAAUAGCUUUAAAAUGUGGUUGGAUUUGAUAUACACAGGAAACAUUUCGGUUUAAGAGCAAGUCCUUUUUGCUUUUCUUUCUUGAGGGAAUCUAAAAGAGAAAUUGUAGCUUGUUUUCCUGAUGGCAAAAGAGUACUGUGACAAAAAAGGCUGAAGCUGUAAAGAAGUAAUACAACGUGUCAAAUAUUUAAUAAAGAAUUAUGGAAGCUG